AUGAUGGACUAUACAAUGCCCCCGCCGCUGACUGCAAGAAAGAUCACGUUGAUGCGAAGCCAAAGUACAAGCUCCACUACGUCCUACCCACAGAUUCCGCGUCGACAAUCUUCCCUGUCGGCGAGCCUGAGCGAUGGCACAAGUGGCCAAGCAGUAUCAACAAGAACGCCAUCACUCUCCGAAAGUCUUCAUCAAAUUCGCGUUGUUAAAAUUCGGGGACGAAACACGUGCGGCUUCUCGAAUGGUUGCGAUCCCAACUCGAUGGACGAUCCCUUUGUUGACAAGAAUCCACAACUCUUCGCCGACGAACAACAUCCAAAACAAACCAAGAAUCGGUAUCGAGCACUUCCGCGAUUGACAAUCCGCUGGAGCUCUGGGUCUUGGGACUCUUGCGGACUGUCCGUACCUUCCAUCUCGGCCAGCGGGUCUUCACAAUCGAGAUCAGCCAUUCGCCAAAUCCAAAAACUUGAGUUCAACCAGCUUUCUCAAAUCGAGUCGGCAUACAUAUCCCCCGUGGACUUGCCAGUCGCGUUUGUAGAUGUGAAGUCGACAACUAGCUUACCGCAGAUAGGCCUAGGGGCCAUGUCUCUGUGGACCACUGUAAAUGUCUCUGCCGAUGUCAGCUCGGUUCCUUUUUCGGGAACCUCGGGUCUUGCUCCUCUCGACGCAAUUAUCCUUCUUGAUAGAUUAUCUCAGUCUUCGGUCAACCAGCUGACGCAGAUUACCUUCGGCCCGUCUGUGUUGGCAUCCAAUUUGAUUCACGAUCAUGACCGGAUUGCUAUACUCUGUAUAAACGGAACGGCGAAGCAUGGGUUCGAAAUCUUGAUGCCUCUGGGCUUCCAUUCCUUCGAGAUUGUUCGAUCUACCCUGAACAGAUUCUCUCAACGCCAGCAUCUCAUGAAACGCGGCGCACCUCUGGACCUCGGAAGUGUCAUCCAGCAGGUUGCAUAUAUGUUUUGUACUCCCACAAGACCCGCCUUCUGCCAUCUUUUCUAUGUCUCUGCCACCCCUCCCGAUCACCUCUUGAUACCGUGGAUUGACCAUGCCAUUGGAUUUCAUACUAUCACUCCCCAAAGCUGUCUGCCAGUGACUCGACCAAACUUUCAGGCUGGCUGGCACAUUUCUUACGAUGUUUCAAGCGAGGAUAUGGGCCCUCAUGGAGCACAGUUUAUACGCAAAGUUUCAAAGGUCAUUGCGCAGCUUCGUACCGGCAUACGUCCGGGAUUCAUAUCUGACCUCAAACUUUCUCUGUUGCCUGUUGAUGGAUGCCUCAUUCAGACGGUUGUCGAUAGCACUCGGCUAACUUCAAUUCGCCCCGGUGAAACAUGGGUCAUUCCGAUUCAGAUCCAUAUACCAAAUGCCUUUCCGCAAGCGUCGCGUGCAUCCAAAUCUGCCGUUCAAUCUCCUAUCCUCGAGGACCUGUUUAUUCAGAUCACUGAGCUUUUGGAAGAUUUCACCGGUGAGAUCACUCAGCCGGUCUUGACCGCUUCAGUCGAUUAUCGGCAUUCUUUACUCCCGUCACCGAAUACAAUUCACGCUGAGACACAACUGACCGUUGUUCGGAUGGAAGAUAGCCGUCGAUUUGGCAAACCGAAUGUUGUGGUGGUUGACCAAGGCGAAGAGUUGGUUAUGUUCUGA
This is a messenger RNA of Penicillium brasilianum, 1638 nucleotides long. Lineage: Eukaryota; Fungi; Ascomycota; Eurotiomycetes; Eurotiales; Aspergillaceae. The record is from the annotation of a GenBank genome assembly.